Lolium rigidum is the source of this 976-nucleotide messenger RNA. Its product is annotated as elongation factor 1-delta 1-like. The record is from RefSeq and is a predicted model, not a curated record. Lineage: Eukaryota; Viridiplantae; Streptophyta; Magnoliopsida; Poales; Poaceae. Bases 83 to 769 code for a protein of 228 amino acids. Gene Ontology annotation, molecular function: translation elongation factor activity; guanyl-nucleotide exchange factor activity. The transcript has 8 exons. Gene Ontology annotation, cellular component: cytosol; eukaryotic translation elongation factor 1 complex. Gene Ontology annotation, biological process: translational elongation.
CCCGAGUCUCUAGCCCCCACCGCUUCCUGCGCCGUCGCCUCCACGCUCCAUCGAGAUCACUACGACAUUCUUUUGAGGCAAGAUGGCGCCUUCCUUCAAUGUCAACUCCGAGGCUGGCCUUAAAAACCUUGAUAAAUACCUUCUGUCCCGCAGCUACAUCUCUGGAUACCAAGCUUCCAAGGAUGACAUGGCUGUGUUUGCUGAAUUUUCGGUUGCCCCUCCCUCAAAGUACACCAAUGUUGUAAGGUGGUACAAUCACAUUGAUGCACUCCUAAAGCUGAGUGGAGUUACUGCAGCUGGUCAAGGUGUCAAGGUCGAGUCUUCAAUUGUCCCUGAAGCAUCUACUUCUGCUGAUACUAAGGGAAAGGCUCCUGCAGCUGAUGAUGACGAUGAUGACGAUGUUGACCUUUUUGGUGAGGAGACCGAGGAGGAGAAGAAGGCAGCCGCAGAACGCGCUGCUGCAGUUAAGGCUUCUAGCAAGAAGAAAGAAUCUGGGAAGUCCUCAGUUUUGCUUGAUGUGAAACCAUGGGACGAUGAGACUGACAUGGCCAAGCUGGAGGAAGCUGUGAGAAGCGUCAAGAUGGAGGGCCUUCUGUGGGGUGCUUCCAAGCUCAUGCCAGUUGGAUAUGGCAUCAAGAAGCUUCAGAUCAUGAUGACCAUCAUUGAUGAUCUUGUCUCUGUCGACACACUAAUUGAGGACCAUCUGUGUGUUGAACCAGCGAACGAGUACAUCCAGAGCUGCGACAUUGUUGCGUUCAACAAAAUUUAAAUCUUCCCGAGGCAGACAAUGGUGGUCGGUGGACAAUGCAGCAGCGCUAUAUAUCUACAGUUUUUUGUUGCUAUGAUUGUCUUGGUGUUAGGAAAACAAUUCCUGUAAGGUUUUUGGACUAGAGUUGAGUGGAGUCGUAGUAUUACUACUGAGUGUGAAUCUCUCCUUUGUUAUAAGACUGGGUGGUUCAAUUUCUGUUUAUUUUCU